AGAAAAUGACACUUGAAAGUUGCAACAAAUAAUGUCAGGUUAAGUAUUCUGAUAUGAGAUAGUAGUUGAUAUCAAAACUUUUUCCGUUUUUAACUCAAAAUGGUAGAGUGUUUUCUCUAUUUAUGUAGAAAUAGAAUAGAUGCAAUAGACGAGCAAAUAUGAAGAAGUAUCAUCAACUUAUUCUCAUUGUCAUUUCCAUAACAAGUUUAUUAUUAUUUUUAAUUUAUCGUCACGAAUAUAAUCGCUUACAUUAUGUGUUGGAAGUUUUCAAUUUCUUCGGAAGACCAUGUAAUUUCUCAGAUUUGCAAACAACCGAAUUCACAUUAAAACAACAUGACUGGGGACCACAACCCACUUGGCAAGAAUUGGAUAAUGGUUACGUGUAUUCAGCGUUUUUAACGGGAAAUAUUGAAGUUAAGGCUAUAGGUUUACCACUGGAUACGAAAAAAAUGCCUAGACAAUGUUAUUUUUGGUUUGAGGACCUAAAGAAACCAGUUACAGGGAAAUUUUCUUUUUCAAAAAUGUUAAACAAUGAAGCUGCUCAUUUUUCACCGUUUUUCUAUUACUGUUCUGGACCAAAAUUGGAUCAAGUACCUUUUGCAGUAUCUUUUAGCUCUAGAUCUAAAAAAGAAAGUGAUGUAAAGAAGAUACUAUUAACAGAUACCAGAGUCAACAUACAUCAUACAAAUAUUAAUACAACUAUAUGUGCAUCUCCAUCAAGUUUUAACAAAAAAAGAUUCAUAGAAUUUUUUAGUUUUCAUAGGCUGUUGGGUGUGGAAUCAUUCAUAUUCUAUAAUAAAGAUAUUCCUUAUAGAUUGAUUAAGUUGAUUACAAAUUUAUCAAAAAGAUUAGAUGUACAAGUAGCUUUUUUACCAUGGAACUACCCUAAAGGUGAUACUGGAUUUAUCCAUUCUAUUAUUGAGUAUGACUGUUUAUUUCGCACUUACGGUAAGUCUAGAUUUGUAGCAGCUUUAGAAUAUAAUGAAUAUAUCGUUCCAUCCAGGUCAUUUACAAUUAACGAAUUAUUAAAAGAUUUAAACCAUGAUAUCCAUAGAUUAAGUCUGCCAAUUCAAAAGUUUUGCAUUAAUAAUGUUAGCAUGAAUAAACCACUAGCUUUGCAAAAUUUUGAUGUAAUUUCUGAUUUUGAUUAUAAUUCAGUUCGUUAUGUAUAUAAAAAUAUUGAAAGAGAGUUUUUAAAUACGAAUGCAGUGGAUAUAAGUAAAGCAUCUAUUCACAAGUAUGUACGAUGCGGAAAUGAAGUUAAAACUACUACAGAUUAUAGCAUGCAAAAGUUUUCUACAGAUUUCAUCAGGUCAACUCUAAUUCAGCUUCUUUUGCACAAUCAGCUAUGAAUUUUAGGUUAAGAUUUGUUAUUGUUAGUGCAAUGAAUAAAUGUCUUUUUCAAAA
Diorhabda carinulata is the source of this 1407-nucleotide messenger RNA. RefSeq lists its product as uncharacterized. NCBI's taxonomy places the organism in Eukaryota, Metazoa, Arthropoda, Insecta, Coleoptera, Chrysomelidae. The transcript has a single exon. The record is from RefSeq and is a predicted model, not a curated record. Bases 159 to 1352 code for a protein of 397 amino acids.